Molecule: messenger RNA, 1311 nt
Organism: Adineta steineri
Lineage: Eukaryota; Metazoa; Rotifera; Eurotatoria; Adinetida; Adinetidae
Source: the annotation of a GenBank genome assembly
AUGUUUGAUGGUAUUGAAUCGUUAUACAUUGGUCUAGGCCUUAUUUUACGAAUAUUUCUUGUCUUCUCUCAAACAAGAUUGAGAAAUUAUUUCGAACAAAGUGGAGAAUUCGUUACACCAUUAAAUUCUUGGAAACGCGUAAUUGAAGGAAUUUAUUUACGAAAACUAAAUGUUUCACCAUUUCUUGGAUCAGUUGUACACGAAACACCACUUUCGCUAUGUUUCUAUUCAAAAUUACAUACAAUAACAAAUGGACAUGUUGAAAGUUUAUUUAUUAUUGCUGAUCUCAUCAGUGGUUUUCUUGCAUAUAGAGCAGCAUAUUAUAUUCUACAUCGACUUUUCGAUCAACAAUUAAAAGAUAAAGCAACAUAUAAAGAUGAAAGAAAAAUGUUUUUAUUAACAAAAGCAGAUGUACAAAAAAAUGCUUAUAGAGUUUUACUUUGUGCAAUGGUUAAUCCAUUAUCAAUUGGAACAUGUGUUGCGAAAUCAAGUCUUGUCUUUCAUAAUCUUUUACUUACAAUGACUUUUUAUUUCUUUGUAACAUAUCAAUUAUUACCAUUUAUUUUAACAUUAUGUUUAGCUAGCUCAAUUUCUCUUUAUCCUAUUGUUUUAAUAGUACCGGGUUUAGUUCAAUUUUCAAAUAAUACUAAUAAUAAACGAUCAAUAGUUCGAGUAAUUUUUGUAUUAGUUUUAUUUAUUAUGGUUAAUAUUGGUAUACUAUAUCUUAAUUUCUAUCUUAAUCAUCAAUCAUGGUCAUUUGUUGAUGCAAUUUAUAGUUUUAUAUUCCAUGUACCCGAUUAUACACCAAAUAUUGGAAUAUUUUGGUAUUUUUUUACUGAAAUGUUUGAUCAUUUUCGUUCUUUAUUUGUUUGGACAUUCCAAAUGCAUGUUUUGAUUGUUUAUUUACUACCAUUUACUAUACGAUUAAGAAAUGAUCCAGCUUUUUUGUUUUGGUUAUUAUGUGCUAUAUUUUGUAUAUUUAAAUCAUAUCCAGCUUAUGGUGAUGUUGCAUUUUAUUUUAAUUAUUUACCAAUAUGGAGUUUUCUUUUUCGUUAUGUACGUCAGGGUCUUGUUAUUACUUGUAUGAUGAUUGUAGCAGCUUUAAUGACACCAAUUACAUGGUAUCUGUGGAUUUAUGCUGGUAGUGCCAAUGCAAACUUUUAUUUCGCAAUGACAUUUAUAUUUAAUAUAGCACAGACAUUUCUUCUCUCUGACUUAAUUUAUGCUUAUUUAAAACAACAAUUUUUUAUUAAAAAUGGUUUAACCAUUCCUCGAAUCAAUGGUGUUGAAGGUCAAUUAGAAUUUACUUAA